Amoebophrya sp. A25 is the source of this 2162-nucleotide messenger RNA. Lineage: Eukaryota; Dinophyceae; Syndiniales; Amoebophryaceae. The record is from the annotation of a GenBank genome assembly.
AAGGCAUGGUGAUGAAAAAUACAUCACGCGUUCGAUCUCCUGUUGUUCUUCUUCAUCUUUUCUGAGUAGAAAAUGGAAAGCAGUCAUUAGCUGUUGUUCAUGAUGGCUGGAGCUGGACAGGAAAAAUGACACGUCCGUGCCUACGUAAAAUGCGACGACGGUGGAACUGGUUGAUGUCCUGAGGAUACUGCCCGUGGGCAUCAACCGUGAAUACAUCAAUCUAUAAUUGAGGGAAGCAAGCAAGGGACGCACGCAGCUCCUUCACCAGAGGUCGGAGGAGGACACCUCUUCGCCUCUGCGUGGCUGCGCACGACACAGGAUGCGCCGGCUCCAGUCCAUUUUCCUCAGCACGUUGAUAUUUCCUCUUGAGUUUUUGUUUUCGCCUGAGGAUAAUCUACAACAAGGUCGUCUACUUGUGCGCGGGGUCCAGCUACCGCCGAGCGGGGAAGCGCAGGAUGACGAGGGCGAGGAACCCUGCUCCUGCGAUCAGUGCUACGGGGAGCAUCUAACGAGUGGACCGGAAUCGAGGCGGCCAGGAAUCGCCUUCAAGUGUUCAGCGGAUGUACCCGGAAACUGUGCGCAAACCGGCGCUAGCGACACGUGGGUGAUCAACAUUGCGCGUGUUCUCGACAAGACGCGCUUCUGUGAGUCGACCUGCAAACCGAUUCGACCCGCAUCAACGUUGGAACUGACGCAAGGAAGCGGCGCGCUCAAGUGCGAGCCCCUGUCGACCGAUGAACGGACGAACGCACGUGACGCAAACCUUGGAAACGGUGCUGCGUGGACGAUGUACAUCACCCCGAUGACAGACAGCCUCACUUCGGCGAUCUUUCAGAGCGCCGCUCCUUUGACCCGCACAGUCGAUAAUGUGCGAGCAGUCUUCGAGGGCAACCAACCAGUAUGCCUAGAUUCACUUUCACUACAUAGAUUGAUCAGCCCUUAUGUUUGCUAUUUGUUUCAUAUUUUGCAUCGCCGUGGGUCACUUCUUGGGUACAAAUACAACAAGUUCCAUCAUUCAUUGUUUUAUCACUGAGGACCUGAAUUAGAAUUAUACAUUCGUAGUAUAAGUAUACUGCUUUAAUUAUUGCGGGAGUUUUUGUUUCUCGUUGUGAUACUCAUCAGUUAUUUGUAUGCUUUUUUAUGCAUUUUGUUCACUAGCCCCAACCGCCGCCGUACAUUCCACCGCCCUGUCGCUGUGAUUGUUCGGACCCGUUGGUUGCGGAACCGCCACCUGCGGCACCUCCCGAUGUAGUUCCACCUGAUCCGGUGCCGCCAAGCUACCUGAUGCCGCCUCCCGUGGAGCCGCCAGCGCCUCCUGCAGCACCGCCACCGCCUCCUCCGGCGCCACCGGGACCUCCGGAGCCGCUAAGCUUGGAGCCUCCGCUGCCAGCGAUCCCGCCGAUGCCGGUGAAUUUGCCGGUGAGUGACCCGCUAUUCGGUUAUGCAGGCAGUCAAACAGGUUACGCACCGGUUGGAUUCGGAGGGUCUGGAGUGGGCGGGUCAUCGUUUCUCCCGGCAGCUGCGGGAUUUGCACUGACGCCAGCUUUCGGAGCGGCACCUCCCGGCAUUCCACCGGUAUUCACGCAGCUCUUUUUCGGGCGGAGACUCAGAAAGAGUCCGACAACGAGGUCAAAAGCCGCUGCGCUAAAAGCAACAAACACCGACCAAGUACUGCCAUUGUGUUUGCGAACCCAGUGUGCUUGCGAUCUGGCCAAUACCGCGGCGCGCGUCGAAGCAGAUGUCGUUAGACAAGCUGAAACGCGAUAGGUGCGUCGAAGACCGCACAGAGCUCCUCAUGACAUGAUAACAAGGGGUGAACGAGUUGAAGUUGUACUAGUUGUAUAGUCACUCAGCUGAAGUUUUUCAUGAUCGGAUACCCUACCUUGUUUUUUCCAUGACAACGCUCAGGAUGCUCUUUAUAUUGUUGAAUCAACACAGGGUGUAAACCGCGUGUCAUCUGAACAAGUCCUCCACAGUAUCUUGCACAGCUUUUUUUUUAACGGUAACAACGAACACAAAGAAAAAUUCACAUUUGACGGACUGAUUUGUACAACGAACUUCCUCGCACUCCAACGUGCAUCAGUACCGGGAUCUUGGUGCGACUGUGGCGCCACUUUGAACAGUGCUGCAAUAACAACCAGCUAUGCACGAAGAAAAAGUUG